This is a messenger RNA of Symbiodinium natans, 768 nucleotides long. The record is from the annotation of a GenBank genome assembly. NCBI's taxonomy places the organism in Eukaryota, Dinophyceae, Suessiales, Symbiodiniaceae.
AUGCACUUCAACCGCAACGGCAGUUUGCUCCCGCACCUGUGGCAGGGUGAUGGAAGUGCCCGCUACUUCGAGAGUUGGGCUUUUGCUGCCCCACGUGGGUGCGCGGCGCUGCGCGCUUGGAGGGGCGAGCUGCGCCUGGCAGCAGCGCGAGGCUUCGCGGCCUACUGCGAGGAUGUCAUGGCAGAGCCGGAGGCAAAAGCUUACCUCCAUCCAUCUCUAAGAGAAUGGCUGCCCUACCUUGUCAUCCACGCCACUCUGGCGCGCGUCCGCUACUCGCAGCCAGCGCUGGCUGUACGGACGAUGCCUGCGGAGAGCACAGGUCUUGCCCAUGCGAAUUACGCCGUGGACUGGACACUGGCAUUCCUGGCCGGACUGACGGACUUCGCCCUGGAUGGCACAGGCGGCCCGGUCCUUGCCUUGGCGCGCGGCCCUAGCGAGGUGCCUCCCCCACCUCGGCUUGGGCCCUUAGUUAAGCUCCGGAACCUCGAGCGUGUUGCUUUCGAUUGCAUCCUCUACUACCAGGGCUAUGCCGCGGACUCCCCGCUAGCGCAGCUCCUGGCGCUUCCUGCGCCGCCGUCCUGGUGGCCGCAGAAGGCCGCACGCUUUCUGGCGGCUCUGGAGUCGCGGUUUGGCCCUACUGAUGACAAGGCCUUGCUGGUCCUCUUCUGGUUUAUCCGAAGGGCAGUGUCCGUGCAUGGCGCCUUGGCCCUGUCCUUGCUGCCGGUGCUGGCGGUCUGUUGGGCGCGACCCAAAGAGAAAGCCGACUGA